GCCCAGAAUGCCCUUGCCUCAGCGCUGAGAGCCGGGGGAGACAGAGAGGAAGGGAGAGUGAAGCUGGGAUAGAGACGCCAGCAGGUGCUGAGGAUAGAAACAAACAGGGUGUCAAGAAAAAGCUAGGUUAUCAGGGAAAAGUGUGUUAAAAGAAAAAACUAAAGAGCAGAAAAUAGGCAGACAGAAACUAUAAUACAAUCUUAGUUGUUUUUAAGCUGGAGCCCACUUAUUUUAUGCCACCCUCACUGAGCUCUUUACAAUCUCUUUCUCGUACGGAUUCUCCCUCCUCCUCCUCCUCCUCCUCCUCCUCCUCCUCCUCCUCCUCCUCUUCGUCCUGUCCUCCUCUUUGACAGACAGAGCCACCAUGGACACCGGCAGCCCCAGGAAGAUACAGUUCACCGUUCCCCUACUGGACACCCACCUGGACCCAGAGGCAGCUGAACAGAUCAGAAGACGCAGACCCACACCUGCAACUUUAGUGGCAUCCAGUGAUCAAUCAUCACCUGAAAUAGAUGAAGAUCGUCUCCCAAACCAGCUGUACAAGGCAGCCUUGUUAAACUCUCCUCGACAACGGCGAAAAGGGCAAAAGGGAACACCGACAAUGAAAGAGCUGCAGUUCAUGGUAGAGCACCAUCUGUUCAUGCAGCAGCAGGGAGCUGGGGACGAGUGCUCCUCAGAGAGCUGCCUGUCGGACCGGCCCAGCCCCGACUCUGUUCCCACCGGGGAGGAGCUACCACACGACGAUGAGGCCACUGCAGGGGCCUUUGAGAAACUGCGCUGCCAAAUGGAGGAGUUCUCAAGGGAGAGUUUAUUAGAAGCUGCUGAUGGACUCGAGUGCCCCCUCUCCAAGGAGAAGGAGGAUUUUUCCAGCGUUGCCAAUGUAGCAGAUCUCUCAUCACAACAAAACAACGCACAAGCAGAAACAAAAGCAGCAGCAUCCAGUGCGAGUCAGCCGACCGAGGAGAAAACAAAGAAAUGUAGCCUGAAGAAAGAGAAUUAGAGCUGCCUUUUGUACAACACAAAGCUGCUCAGUCUGCUCAGACGGCCCAACACAAUGACUAAAGGUUCUGUCUGCAUAUCCAAUUUUUAGAAACAUCAGGGCAUCUAUGUUCCUCUACAGUCAGGCCUUACUAUCCCGAGAACAAGAACAAAGGUUUCUAAACUUAUUUUGUGUCCAAAAUCCUGUGUGAAUUAUUUAAUUAUAAUAUAUUUGUUGUCUAUAGCCUCCCCUGCACUAAUAAAACUAGCUUAUUGUGCCAGACUGUGAGUUACUAUCUAAUUAAUGGGAAAGCAAGAGUCUUUUCCUGUUUCAGUCACACAAUCAUUAUCAUAAACUAACACGAUUCACAUGCAUAAUGUCCACUUUAAUGUUCAAAAGCAAUUUGUAAUCCUUUUAGUUUUUGUCAUUAACUGUGCCAUGACUCUCUUACUGCAAUUAUUGUUCCAUCUCAAAGCAAUACAAAUGUAUUUGUACCUCAUAGAUAACUGGGACCGAAAUCAUCACUUUUAAAUUCAAAUGUCAUCAUUUAGUUAGUUAGAUGCACAAUCUUAAAUGAGUGGGUAGAACAACUGGGUUGAUUUACAGUUUAAAUCAAAAAUAUAUCCAUGUUUGUUUACACUAAUGGAUUGGACAUUCUUAAAGUACAACUGAAAUACAAUUGCAUGUUAUUUUUCUGCUGCAGCAUGUAGAGCUGCGAUUAGUCAAUUCAUUGAUUGACAGAAAAUGUAUGGGCAACUAUUUUGGUAGUCAAUUAAUCCUUUUGAUUCAUUUUUUGAAGAAUAAAUGCCAUAAUCCUCUGGUUUCAGCUUCUCCAUUGUGAGGAUUUGCUGAUUCACUUAGUCUUCUUCUAUGACAUAUAAAAUAUUUGGACUGUUAGUCCGACAAAACAAGACGUCAUC
Messenger RNA from Sander lucioperca (pikeperch), 1899 nucleotides. RefSeq names its product protein phosphatase 1 regulatory subunit 1A. Gene Ontology annotation, biological process: intracellular signal transduction. Lineage: Eukaryota; Metazoa; Chordata; Actinopteri; Perciformes; Percidae. Gene Ontology annotation, cellular component: cytoplasm. The record is from RefSeq and is a predicted model, not a curated record. Bases 365 to 1000 code for a protein of 211 amino acids. The transcript has 7 exons. Gene Ontology annotation, molecular function: protein phosphatase inhibitor activity.